AUGAAUCCCACGGCUUCAUCAGGAACCCCAGGCAAUCCCGUGUUUUGGGUGCCACCCAACACCAAUUACCCUGUGGUUCCAGGAGUCGUGUCUCAGGUACCCUUGUAUCCAAGUGCCCAGCCUCAAGUCCACUUGAUUCCUGGGAAUCCACUUGGCUUGCCAGUGCAUGUGACUGACCCACAGGCCCACAGAGCCUUGAAAGAAGGCAAAGUCUUAGGGGCCCUGCAGAUCCUGAUCGGCCUGGUCCACAUCGCUUUCGGCUCCGCCCUGGUGACCGUCAUCAAUGGGAGAUACACUGCGAUCUCGUUCUACGGUGGCUUUCCUUUCUGGGGAGGCAUCUGUUUUAUUAUUUCAGGGGCCCUUUCCGUGUGUGCAGAAAAGAACCCAGGAUCUUCUUGUCUGCUGAACGGCAGCACGGGCAUGAACAUCGUCAGUGCCAUCUUUGCCGUGGUCGGUAUCAUGCUCUUCAUCACAGAUCUGAGCAUCUCCAUCACCUGGGAUUGGUCCUAUGACCCUUACUACAAUUACAGCUGGGGUGUGAGCCCCGGGGUGGCGAUUUCUUGUGCACUGCUCAUUUUCUGCCUGCUGGAGUUCUGCAUUGCAUGCACCUCUUCCCACUUCGGCUGCCAGCUGUCUUGCUACCAGUACAACAAUGUGAGUGUGGUCCUCCCCAACGUCUACGCAGCCAACCCAGUGGUGAUCCCAGGACCAGAGAACGUGCCCGAGAGGUAUCCUGCCGAAGCCCACGUUUCCAAAUGA
Elephantulus edwardii (Cape elephant shrew) is the source of this 759-nucleotide messenger RNA. RefSeq names its product membrane-spanning 4-domains, subfamily A, member 8 (gene MS4A8). Gene Ontology annotation, biological process: cell surface receptor signaling pathway. Gene Ontology annotation, cellular component: plasma membrane. The coding region runs from base 1 to 759 and encodes 252 amino acids. Lineage: Eukaryota; Metazoa; Chordata; Mammalia; Macroscelidea; Macroscelididae. The transcript has 6 exons. The record is from RefSeq and is a predicted model, not a curated record.